AUGGCCGCCAGGUUCGCACAGAUCCCAGUCCUCCCACUCGACGAAGCAUUCGCCGUGACGGCCGAGUUCAAAGCAGACGCCUUUCCCCAGAAAGUCAGUCUCGGCGCGGGGGUCUACAGAGACGAGGGGGGGAAGCCUUGGGUUCUUCCGAGCGUGAAAAAGGCCAAGGAGAAACUCCAUCAAACACCCAAUCUGGACCACGAAUAUCUCCCGAUCCAAGGCUCAGAUCCAUUUCUCCAGCUGGCGAGAGAUCUUGUGUUUGGAGACUCAUCCCUCCCCAGUUCCAACUCCAGUUCCAACUCCAGUUCCAGUCCCAGCCCCGGCUCCGGCUCCGGCUCCAGGUCGAAAGACAACACCAAACCCCAAACAAAGAAUGUCAUCUCCUUUCAGACCAUUUCCGGCACAGGAGCCAACCAUCUCGGAGCACAGUUCCUCGCCCAGCACCUGCGGCCGAAACACGUCUUCAUCUCAGAUCCCACAUGGGCCAACCACCACCUAGUGUGGACGGUGGCGGCGCCCGACGUGGUCCAGAAGACAUAUCCGUACUACCACCCGGCCAGCCGGUCGCUGGACUUUGACGGCUGGCUGACCACGCUGGAGAACGAGGCGGUCGAGAACGACGUCGUGAUCCUGCACGCCUGUGCUCACAAUCCCACCGGCAUCGACCCGACCCGCGAGCAGUGGGAGGUGCUGGCCCAGCUGUUCAAACGGAAGAGGCUUUUCGCCUUCUUCGACUCGGCGUAUCAGGGCUUCGCUACCGGUGAUCUUGACAUGGAUGCUUGGGCAAUGAGGCAUUUCCAGACGGUACUGUUUGGUUCAGGACCGGAACCAAAAACGGAGACAAAAACGAAAACGGAAUCGGAAACGGAAUCCUCUGCCACUGCUGGUAAUGAUGAUGAGGUGGUGGUCAAUGUCCAGUCCAGCACUCAACACCAACAAGGCCACCCCGGACUCUGCAUUGCACAGUCCUUCGCCAAAAACUUCGGACUGUACGGCGAGCGCGUGGGCGCGUUCCACCUCAGCCUGCCACUCUCCGUGUCCCCGGCCGGCGCGUACAGCCAGCUCCUCCGCCUGACGCGAGCCGAGAUUUCAAACCCGCCUCUGUUCGGCGCCCGGAUCGUGCAGACAGUCCUGUCCGAUGUCGACUUGAGGGCCCAGUGGCAGCAGGACCUGCAGACCAUGUCUUUGCGCAUCAGAAGCGUCCGUGGACUUUUGCGCAAGGCCAUUGAGCAGCAACAGCAACAGCAACAACAGCACCAACAACAGCAACAGUCCUCCAGCGGAAGCGUUGCCACCGCCAUCACCGACUGGAGUCAUCUGGAAUCCCAGAUCGGCAUGUUCAGCUACACGGGACUGACGGUCCCCCAGGUCCAGCGGCUCAAGGAAGUCCACCACGUCUACCUGAUGCGCAAUGGCCGCGCCAGUCUCAGCGGCGUCAAUGAGCAUAAUGUCCAUUAUGUGGCUGCCGCUAUUGCCGAAGUUGUGGCCCAGCCGAUCGAUGCGAAUGAAUAG
Messenger RNA from Capronia epimyces CBS 606.96, 1512 nucleotides. RefSeq lists its product as uncharacterized. The coding region runs from base 1 to 1512 and encodes 503 amino acids. Gene Ontology annotation, biological process: L-aspartate biosynthetic process. The record is from RefSeq and is a predicted model, not a curated record. Gene Ontology annotation, molecular function: L-aspartate:2-oxoglutarate transaminase activity; pyridoxal phosphate binding. The transcript has 2 exons. Gene Ontology annotation, cellular component: cytosol. Lineage: Eukaryota; Fungi; Ascomycota; Eurotiomycetes; Chaetothyriales; Herpotrichiellaceae.